This is a messenger RNA of Daldinia vernicosa, 1920 nucleotides long. RefSeq lists its product as uncharacterized. NCBI's taxonomy places the organism in Eukaryota, Fungi, Ascomycota, Sordariomycetes, Xylariales, Hypoxylaceae. The record is from RefSeq and is a predicted model, not a curated record. Bases 1 to 1920 code for a protein of 639 amino acids. The transcript is spliced from 3 exons.
AUGUCCUCAGACGAUACUACAAGGAACAACAGAUACCAGUCUCUACCUACUCUUAGUUUCGACGACAGUCCUCGAAGUUCGUUACAGCACGGUCCUUGGGUAGCGGAUCCAACCCCUAUACAUCUAAAUCAUGCCGUCGCCGAAUCAGGCCCCGAGCCUGAGCGAGUUGCGCUUACCGCGCCUAGCCUUGAUAUCCCGUAUAUCCCUAACGCGUACCCACCAGACGUAACUACCGCGACAACAAGUAAUGCUUCAUCAAAUUUAUCCACAGAUACGAACGGAUCUAUCAGUACAAGUCUCUCUAAAGUAGAUAAGAGGAAACGGUUUAGACUGAGGGAUUGGCUCUGGGAGUUUGGCGCCGCGGUCUUGAGUAUAGGCUGUACCACGGCGGUCGUGGCGGUCCUAUACGCUUUUCAAGGGAAAGAGCUUUCAAGCUGGAAUUUCAUCUUUCGAAUCAGUCUGAAUUCUUUUGUGUCCAUACUCUCCGGCCUCUCCAGGGCUUCUCUCCUCGUCUCCGUCGCGUCGUGCAUCAGUCAGCUAAAGUGGAUUUAUUUCACCAAGUCUGCCGCGAGCUUAUACCGUAUGGAGAUCUUCGAUCUUGCGAGCAGAGGGCCCUGGGGCGCUUUGGUGUUGCUGUGGCAUAUGAAUAUCAAGGCUAAGCUCGCAGCGGCAGCUUCUCUAAUAACGAUCCUUUCAUUCGGUAUAGACCCUUUUAGCCAACAGAUGCUCUCCUACCCGAGUAGGUCAAUUCGCAUCCCCGAUGUAGCCUCAUUUGGUCGCGCGGAAAUGUAUAGCUCCGGCGCUUGGACGGGCGUUACUGGUACCUGGAUACCAGAGCGUAAUAUGGACCUUAAGAUGCAGGGAGCUAUUCUAAAUGGACUAUAUACCAUCAACGCCCCGCUACACUUUCGAUGUCCUACUGGGACUUGUGUAUGGCCGGAAUUUACUACUUUAGCUGUUACGAGCCACUGCAAAAAUGCUACAUCUGGGACUAAAAUUACUUGUAAGGAUGGACUUCCGAGCGCUGGCCGGUCCUGUGACUAUAUGACACCUAAUGGCUUUAUUAUCCAAACAUCGAGUCAUGAGAGUUCUGGCGGUGGCUAUCAACCGAGUUUUAAUUCAACUGCACGAGAAACUUCUUCUGUUGACGAAUGUUAUUCAGAUGGUUUGCACGGUAGUACCAUCGUCACUUUUGCAACCGCUAAUCUACUCGAACGUACGAUGGACAACCCGGAAAUAACGGAGUGUUAUAUCGAAUGGUCUGCCCGAAUAUAUAGAAACCUCUCGGUGGAGAACGGUACUAUGUCCUUGGGAGUACUCGAUGAACUUGCACUCGAUUAUGUCGAGUCUAUCGCCGGUAAUCAAAAUGUAGGAUGUCUCUUAAAAUUCUCUAUCGCAUCUGACGCGGGAAACCCACAGCGGAACAACAUCUUCACCAUAAAUCCAACCGAUUAUAAUCGCAUUGGAGCCUAUCUCGCAGGGAUUUUCUCGUCCUAUGAUGAGCAGGACUUUGGUAGGGCGUUGAUGAAUUCUCCUAGUAUCGAAGAGACUGUACGCAAUAUCACGGAGAGCAUGACAUACGCGAUUGGGGACAGCCACAACGCCACUCAGAUCGCCGGCGACGCCAUCACAUUUGAACAAUUCAUAAGCGUAAGCUGGCCAUGGGUCAUACUACCGUUAGUAGAAGUUCUGAUGGGACUGAUACUGCUAGUUCUUACUUUACAUAUCACUAAAAGAGGAGAUAUGGCGUCUUGGAAAUCAUCUAGCCUCGUCCCUUUCCUGAUCCAGAAUAAAGGCUGGGAGCAUGAAGACCUAUCGGACUUAUCAAUUAAGGGAAUUGAGAGUAUUUCACAACGCAUGAGAGGAUCCCUACAAUAUAAUAUGGGGGCUGCAAUGUUUAUUAGGGUUGAUGAAAGAUGA